This is a messenger RNA of Anneissia japonica, 5913 nucleotides long. RefSeq names its product protein numb homolog. The record is from RefSeq and is a predicted model, not a curated record. Lineage: Eukaryota; Metazoa; Echinodermata; Crinoidea; Comatulida; Comatulidae. The transcript is spliced from 9 exons. The coding region runs from base 474 to 1964 and encodes 496 amino acids.
UGCCGAAUGCUUUUCUGUGCUCAUGCGCUAGAGAAAUAUCGAUUGGCCUUGUCGGGCAGCUUCAUGCAUGUCUAUUCCAUGUGCCAUAUUGACUAAUUAUACAUCUACAUCUAUAGUUAUACGAACGUGCCGAUAUUGCUUAUAUUUAUCCACAAAAACGUGUUCUCCGUGCUUUUAAAUCAUUACGGGACAUUCUCUUUUAUUAGGAACAUUUUUUUUUCUCGAUCAACGAAUAAAAACUCCUGAAAAUAUUAUUACACAUUGGGAUUUAAAACCGACAUUAAGCAAGAAUAUUUUACCUGUAUGCUGUGUGCUCAGUGCGGUGUGUGUGUACACACGCGGUAAAGUAAACGGAUCAUCACCUGUGCUGACUAAGGGAAUUUUUCUUUGGAGGGCGGAAACGGAGCAGCAGUGCUGGUGGAGAAGCAUCCAGCCCCCCGAAACGUGGCGGUCGUCUGAGGCGAUCAUUAAGCAUGAAGAAACUACGGAGGAGUUUCCGGCGGAAGGAUGCAAGAGUACCGACAGCGAGUAAACCUCACCAGUGGCAGCAGGAUGAGAAACUGGUUCGAGCUGGCUCUUGCAAUUUCUCUGUCAAAUAUCUUGGAUCCAUUGAGGUAACGGAAUCUCGUGGAAUGAAUGUAUGCGAAGAGGCUGCGAAAACUUUGCGUGAUAAUGGAAAGAAAAAAGUACGAGCAAUACUUUGGGUUGCUUCAGACAGUCUUAGAGUUGUUGAAGAAGAUGCCAAGGGCCUGCUUGUAGACCAAACUAUAGAAAAGGUGUCAUUUUGCGCACCUGAUCGUAAUCAUGAUAGAGGUUUCUCCUACAUUUGCCGAGAUGGUACCACGAGACGAUGGCUCUGUCAUUGUUUCCAAUCACUCCGAGAUCCUGGAGAAAGACUUAGCCAUGCUGUAGGCUGUGCAUUUGCAGCGUGUUUAGAAAGGAAACAGCAACGAGACAAACUAUGUGGGGUCAAAGUUGAAUUUGACGUCAAUAAAACAACGUUCACACGACAGGGCUCAUUCCGACAAGCAACAAUGACCGAACAACUGGCUGAAGCAGAACAAAACAAAGACAAAGAAAAUGAAGGUACUCAACCUAUUGGUGGGGCAUCAGUUAAUCCAUACGCCAUUCCUCGACGUCAUGCCCCAGAUUCGUUACUUCAGCGGCAAGGCUCAUGUCGUCUGUUUCCUGCCUUAGACACCCAGUCACCUUUUAAGAGAAAUUUAUCGUUACGAUUGAAUGAACUGCCCUCAACGCUGCAGAGGCAACAACAGACUUUGCAUUCUCAUCCUGAAUUAUCGCCAAUACACAGUCCGACUCGCGAAGAGCAAGAGGAAAUCUCAGAACAGAAUCCCGAAGCCAAGACGGAUAUCGCAGGUAUGUGUCAGCAGCUUAGCCAAGGGUUGUUCCAGCUAAGUCAGGUACCAGACAACCAACCACUGUCUUCCACGCCAAUGGCCCCAACCAAUAGACCUAACCCUCAUGGUCAUGCAGCACUUCAGCCAGUUGCUACACCAAUCCGGCAAACGAAUCCAUGGGCAAAAGAGGAAUCUGAGGUCGUAGCGGGCUCACUAAAAAGUACAGAUACACAUGCACCAGUGCAGAAGUCAUAUAAUCCAUUUAUACAACAACAAAAUGGGCACGUGAACGGACACACCCACCCUGCCGUAAGCAGCCAGCCUGCCGGAAACACGCUUGUAUCGGCCCAAGUUCAUUCAGCGUUACCGGUCAACUACAACAACGCAAACAGCACAGCCGGAGAUGUGCAACCAGCCAAUCAGAAUGGUCUAGCGGGAAACUGGACCAGUGAUAUGUCCAACAGUCUGCCGGCAAUGGAACCGGCUCCAGCCCCGGCCAAUUUCGAGGCUCGAUGGGAGGCCUUUGGCGAUGAGACCAAAAUGACCAACGAAAAUGCAAAUAAUCCAUUCGCAAAUGCUGUGAAAACAUUUGAAGUGAAUCUAUGAUCUGGAAGCAUUCGUGUCCCCUACCCCAUCUCUCAAUUACUCUUUCUCAGAGAAUUUUUAGUGAUAAAAAAGAAAACUAUUUUGAAUAUCGGUAUAUUGUCACUUGUUUGAUGUCUGUUUCUUGUGAUGUGGAUUUUACAAAAGAUGUAUAGUUUUUAAAAAAAAUGUGAGAUUCUCCACUGUACAAACAUUUAAAGUAAAAAAUAAUUACAUUAUAAAAAAAAUCAAUUUCAUGAAAUUAAAUUUUAUUUUCCACUUGGUAAUGGGUCAUUUAAUUAUAUAACCUUAAAGGUCAAAGGUUUACUGUAGUUGCCUUGGUAGUUAUUAUUAUGCUGUAUUCCAUUUUUUCAUAUUUUUAUUUUUGUGUUUCUCAUUUGUAUUCAAUUAAUAUUAUUUAAUUGAGUUCUAAGCGACAGUAAAAUUGCCAGAAUUUAGUGAGGUAAUAUGAUACAUAAACAAAAAUAAUUCCCUACAAAUUCAGGUCUGUAUUACUUAAUUAUGCCUAUUAUUUUAGGAGUGAGAAAUUGAAUUAAUUAUGAUUAAUUAUAUUUCUUAAAUUAAAUCAUAUAAUUUAGAAGGCAAUAUUUGAAAAUUAUACAUCAACAGAUUAUAAUCUAUUGAACAAUUGAAACUAAACCAAAUGAAUAGUUCAUAAAUCAUGAUUUGAAAAUUGUUUUUUGAGAGGUCAUUGACCCAAAUAAUAUUUCUUGGCAUAUAUUAUCAGGUUGUCAUCCAGACAUUUUUUGAUCAGAAUUAUGAUGAUGUGCUGUAGAGGAACUCAAUGUCUGAUUAGAAAUUUGUGUCUGACGCUGAAAUCUGAUAGUGUCUACCAAGGAUUGCAGCGCCCUCAACGUCCACGAACUCAACCCAGCUUCACAGAGUGUUCUUGCUGAUAAAGUGUUUGUAUUCAUUAGGUAAUGAGUUUUUGCUGGGCAAAAACAUUAGUGUUUUUGAUACCUGUGACAUGUACAGCAUAGAAGCUAUAGUGUAUUGACAUGUGAUAAUUUAACAAUUUCUAAACGCAUUCCAGACAUAAAGAUGAAAUAUCCUCAUAAUAUACAAAGUUGAAUAAAAUCAAGUACUUUGUUACGGACGUGGUAUUAGUUCUUUUUACGACUAGGACUAUGUUAUUUUGGUGGGUUUUUUCCCGGAUUUAGAUAUGUCUGUGUAUGACUAUUCAUGAAAGUUGGUUAUUAGGUUUUUGAAAAGGAUAGCAGAAAAUGUUAUGUUUUAUAUUGAAGUGCUUUAACUUAACGUAAUGGAAGAAACUGCUAUAUCGCCUUGGAUGUGAAACAUUAUUCAUUAAAUCUGUAGGCCCGUUGUUGUACAGUAGUGAUUAAUAAUUCGUAGUCUACUCACAUUUUAUCGAUAUUGCUUUUUACAAUAUUAAAAACUGAUAUUUUUACAAAUAUUCACUUUCGAAUGACAAGUGAUAUCUAGUCAAUGUAGUAAUACUUGACUUUUUAUUAUUAUAGUAAUUUAGAUGAUUGUUUAAUGUAACUAAAGCCAAAUGGUAAUUUCUUCAAAUUUUAAUAUAGAUUGUGCUGCUUAACUUGUUAUACUGUACAAUGCAUUAUUUGUACAAAACGUUGUAAAGUUGUGUGUUUGUAAAUGUGCAUUACUCAGCGUGUUAAUGAAUUAAUGAGUAAGACUUGAGAUUUUUGAAGUCGGGCUAUUAAUCAUGCUCAACUUUUCAAAACUAUAGGAAAACUUGUCGUUUUUAAAAGUUUUUUUUUUAUCCGGUAUACCAAUUUGGUGAUUCAGAUUUUGAUUUAAACAUUUUUAUUUGGUUGUCAAUCGCAACAAAUUGGUAUUUCUCUAAUCUCUUAGGGGCCAUGAUAAUUUAAGCUUUUGGUAAAGGUUGUCCGUAUUUAGAAAUUAUUCUGUAGAAUUUAGAUUUCCUGGUUCACAUGUUUUUUUUUCACUUUUAAGGACACUUUGCAACAUACACUAUUAGGUAAUCAAUGCAUUUUGCAACAUGCACUAUGAGGUAAUUAAUGCAUUUUGUAGGUAAUGCAUUCAUCAGUGAUAGAAAAUCAAUUUUCAAUAUACCUUGAGAAAACAUCUGACAAUGUUUUAUAAAUAUAAUAUAAUAAUAUAUUAAUGUUUAUAUCUUGUUUUAUCAUCAUGGAUUUAAUUGUGAAUAAGUUUCCAUGAUUUUCAUAAUGACAUUUUAAAGGUGAUUUUCCUUCUACUCUUGAUUAAAGGGUUUAUUACUGUCAUGGAUUGGUCACUGUACAAAUAGGUCAUUGACCUAAUGUUUGUAGAUAAUGUGGUUUAUUUUAUCUCACCUUGAAAAAACUAUCUUAUUCUUGUACAUAUAAUGCGGUAAAUAUAUAAAGGUUCAUUUACAAAAUUACCAAUCAAGUUACAAAUUUAAAUGCACAACCUAUUUUAACAAAAGUAUUGAUACAUUUUAUUUUUCUUCUAAAUAUGAUCAACUUGGUUAUUUUACCACAGGUAGUGGUCAUGAUUUGUAUGCUUACCCUUCUUCUCUUUUAUCCGCGCCCCCAUCACUUAUUUCCUGCAUACUCUGCAUGUAACUGGUGUCAAUUUUCCUUAGUGCAUAGCAAGAAUUAUAUUUCGUGCACCUUUUCAGAUUGAUUGAUUAGUUUUUGUUGAUGUCCCCACCACCACACCCCCCCCCCCCCCUUUUAACAAAUUCAUCAUCAUUUAGGAAUUUCAGUAAUUUUUGUAAAAGUCUUUCUCUGAUUUAUCCAUUAUAUAUUUUUUAUAGGUAUUUCCUUAUGCAGUCAAAAUGAUUAAUUGGUUUCCAAGUUGUUUAUAACUUCACCUUCUGGUAUUUCCAAAAAUUCAUGCUUAUUAUUUUUUGAUUUAUUUUUAUUAAAAUUAUUUAUUAAAUCCAAAUUACAUGGAAGUUUCAGUUUGAAGGUGAAAAAAAAAUCAUAACUGAUAAUCAUGUAUUUCGCAGAGAAUCACAAGAAAUAUACCAUGAGAAAAAUUGGAAUUUGAAAUUAUAUUCAUCAUUACACUAAUAAAAAAUAUCCAUUUAAUGUUUUUUUACAGUUUUGAAAAACAAUUUUGGCCAAGUUACUGAAGAAUGAAGUCAGACAAAAGUUAUUCAUAUACUGUGCAUGUAUAAUUUCAAAUAGUGUUUUUAAUUUUUAAUUAUUCCUUUUGUUUCAUAUAAUUAAUUCCUUUAUAUAAUUAUCAAUAUCAUUUUUAAUUGUUUAUUAUUACUGUAUUAUUAUUAUUAUUAUUUAUAUAUAUUACUUUCUUUACUGUAGUAACCCAAUGCUGAUAAUUUUACCUAUAUAGAAUUCCUUAAUAUGAUUUAUUCUAUUUGUAUUAUAUUUCCUAUGCCUUUCUUUCUAUGUUAAGUAUACUAUAUAUUAUAUACAAGUAUCAUAAUAAUUACCAUUUAUAUUAAGUAUACUAUUGUUAUUAGUACGGUAACAUGUUAUGAUCUUCAACAUCACUACAUCAUAUUUAUUUUUUCUAUUAUUGCAAACCUUAAACAUGAUUUAUAUGUUAACUUUUAAGUGUGAUCUUCACCAGAGCCUUGGAUAUGGUUGCUAUGGGUCCAAAUAAACGAACAUGUCCUGGUACUUCCUGUGUUAUUGAUAAUUUAUUUUUUUCAGUAAAAAUAAUAAAUUAAUUAUAGCUAUAAACAUUUAUAUUAUAAAAAAUGAAAUAUGAUUGGCUUUUACUUUUGUAUAUGUUUUUAUUGACUGAAUUACCAUUGGUAAUGCAUCUGUGAUGGUUAUCAAAAACCUUUUUGUGCAAAACAAAUCUUCUAGGUUUCCUAUUUUCUUCAAAAUGCCAUCAUCACCAUUAUUUUCUUUGUGUUGCUAACUUCUUGCUUGCACCUUUUUAUGUUACAAAAAGAGGAAUUUAGAAAGCAGUAAAGUGUGGUAAUGGAUUAUGUUUUGUUGGCUGUAAAUUUGGGAAUUUUGUAAAUAAAUGACACCAUUUACGUAUUAAAAUA